This is a messenger RNA of Schizophyllum commune H4-8, 783 nucleotides long. RefSeq lists its product as uncharacterized. The transcript has 6 exons. The record is from RefSeq and is a predicted model, not a curated record. Bases 76 to 783 code for a protein of 235 amino acids. Lineage: Eukaryota; Fungi; Basidiomycota; Agaricomycetes; Agaricales; Schizophyllaceae.
CGCCGCCAUCAUCAUCAUUAGCGGAGGCGCCCACCUUUGACCAGCGACGUUGACGACUCUCAGACAGAGCGCGCGAUGACCUCUGUUCCGUACACCUUUGAGGACCGCACCGGCCUCCUCGCGGACACGGACUUCGACGAGAUGUACGACCGGGCGUACUUCAAAGUCUGCCCCUCCAACGGCACGCCAUCGGACACGAGCAUCAUGAUAUACGAGAUGCUGCACCGCGCGUCCCGACAUCGAGACUCGUUGCCGCCCCGGCACGAACGGCGCAUACGACUCGACUUUGGCAAAGACCAUUCGCUGGGCACCAUAGACUUCGCCAAUGGUGCGACGAUACCCAUGGCUCGGUAUCUCAAGAAGCUGUCCAUAUUCGGAAGUUCUCUCCAUCGCAAAUUUGCGGCGUCAGACGGACGCGAAUAUACCUGGUCCCAUCGCUCGGUCCCAGGACACGAGUGGACGUGCACAACGUCAGAAAAUUACCUCGUCGCCCACUACACCUUCAAGCGCGAUAAUGAGCGUGUCUAUGGCGUCUCUGGGAAUGCGCUGACGGUCUACGAGCCCUUCUCCCAGAUAUCCAUGGAGCUCAUAGCAUCCCUGCCCAUGACGGUCAUGGAUGAAGCUCAAGAAGGGCUUCCUUCGAAGUUCUUCGAGGUUAUCAGCGUGCGGACGUGCGGUCCCGCCCUCGCGCCCUUUGUCGCUGCCAGGACCCGCGCAGCCUUGCGAACAGAAGCAAGCACCUCACCAGUCUCCGGCAGGGUACAAGCAACAAGGAUUCUCUGA